CUACCGUUCGUCACUCCUGUCCCUGUCCCUCUCCCUUUAAAGCAGCCCUCGUUUCACGACAAUGGAUCAUAGCGGACAUGGCGGUGGAAGCGGUGGAAUGACUAUGGACCACAUGAUGGACCAUAACAUGAUACCCUACUUCCACUCGACCCCCGGCAUCGCUCUUUGGUUUAAAGAAUGGACACCGAGCUCCGCUGGAGGCAUCGUAGGAGCAUGCUUUGUUCUGUUCUUCUUUGCACUCUUCGAGCGGUUCAUCUCCGCGGUGAGAGGUGUAUGUGAACGCCAUUGGCAAGCGAGAGCUUUGUUGUUGUCCAACAAAUGCUCCCCUUCCACGUACGAAACUAGGACCUCCCCAGUCUCAAAGGUGCCGUCCUCGCAAGAGGAAGGGGUGGUCGAAGUUCAUGAAGUCCCAGCAACAGUCCCUUCGGUUGUUCCACGAGUCAACUCUCGCACCAUUCCGCCCUUCCUUACCGGCCACGAUAUACCAAGAGGUCUUCUGCAUGGAUUCCAGGCGAUGUUGAGCUAUGCGCUCAUGUUGGCUGUGAUGACAUACCGUGUGGAUUUUGUUUUGUGUAUCGUCGUUGGGUCAGGCGUAGGCGAGAUUCUGUUCGGGCGUGCUGGCGGCGGUGUUGGAGGGCACUGAUACUCUCUUUUGGCACCGCGUUCGUUUUCUGCCUUUUUUUUUUUUUUGCUUUUAUGCUAUUUCCUCGCUAUCUUCCUAUUGUACAGUCAGCUAUGCUCAGGCUCGCCCAUCGUUGUAUACGUAUUACGAUACCACCCUCCCCAUUCUGAAUCACAUUAUAAGGAAUCCUACCGUCC
Messenger RNA from Coprinopsis cinerea okayama7#130, 819 nucleotides. RefSeq lists its product as hypothetical. Gene Ontology annotation, biological process: intracellular copper ion homeostasis; copper ion transmembrane transport. Lineage: Eukaryota; Fungi; Basidiomycota; Agaricomycetes; Agaricales; Psathyrellaceae. Bases 62 to 643 code for a protein of 193 amino acids. The record is from RefSeq and is a predicted model, not a curated record. Gene Ontology annotation, molecular function: copper ion transmembrane transporter activity. Gene Ontology annotation, cellular component: plasma membrane. The transcript has 3 exons.